Molecule: messenger RNA, 1700 nt
Organism: Cucumis melo (muskmelon)
Lineage: Eukaryota; Viridiplantae; Streptophyta; Magnoliopsida; Cucurbitales; Cucurbitaceae
Exons: 4
Coding region: 356-1528 (390 amino acids)
Source: RefSeq, a predicted model, not a curated record
AAUCACUUUAACAUCAAACAUAACUGCAAUCCAUAGUGUGGCCUCAUCCACUAACAAAUGUUAACGCAAUGUAGCAGCUGUCGAUGGGGAAUACGUGGGUUCCGCAACUGGACGGCUAAGUAUUUCUUUGAAAGGAAGAAAAGUAUUAUGACUUAAAACACAGACGGUGGAGUAGGAAACCGCCACGCGUAAGUUCGUGGAAGGCUUCUGGUGCAAUACGACGGCGUAGUCUUUCUUUAUAUGUUUCAUUCUGCGACCGCCAUUACUCCUCUCUCUCUCUCUCUCUCUCUCUCUCUCUCUCUCUCUGCCAUGGAAUUCUUCUUCUGUAGGUGUUUGAAGAAGAGCUUGUUUGAUUAUGGCCAAUGAAUUACCUCCUCAUUUCAUCAGGAUGGAGGGCUAUCGCAGCAUAGACUGGAAUAUGGAAGAACUGUCGUCUGGGGAUGUCCCGAGCGGUAAAGAGAUACCCUCCGUCCUGGAAAAGGGUUGCAAUGUGGGGAAGAAGCUUCUCAUCGCUGGUUUAGCCAUAUCCUCUGCUCCUGUUCUUCUUCCUCCAUUGGUCAUUAUGUCAGCCUUUGGAUUUGUAGCUUCAAUUCCCUAUGGAGUUUUCCUCGCCUCUUAUGCUUGCACUGAGACAAUCAUGAGUGUUUGGCUUCCUAUGCCCCUACCCCCAGAAAUUGACCAUGGUGAUGAAGAAAUAGUGGAGGAAAAUGACUACAAGGAAGGCAUCGUCGAUGAAGAUGAAAAACAUGGGAUGGAAAUAAUAGAGAGUGGGGCGAUUUUGGAUGAUUUGGAUAACUACGUAGCAGUAGUUCAGGGGGACGAAGAUGAACCCGACAUUGGAAGUAGAGAUCAAGGGACAGUCAUUGAAGUGACCAAUGUAGAAUUUGAAGGAAAUGGUGAUAUUGAAGAUAAGGAAGAACAGUUGGAAGAAACCAGGGGUUUGCUCAAAAGAAUCCGGGAUGAAGGAAGAAGAUAUGACGAUUUUACUGAGGCUUAUGUAAGUGUUGAUCAUGUUCGAGAGCUCGAGAUUUUGUUGGAGGUUGCCAAACCAAGUGAUUAUACUGAAAACAGUGUUCGUGGUUUGUUGAGUGAAGUUGACUCUGAUGUUGUUCAUCCUCAAGUAGAAUACGGAGCUUCUGAAGUCUCAAGCAAGCUUGCCCAGCCUGAAGAAGCUGAACAACCUCUUUCAGUAACAAUGAUAGAUGUGAUUGAAUCUGAAGAGGAUUUGUCUAUAUCAGCAGUGACUAUUGAACCUAAAGUCGAGGCAAAUGCUCCACGUAAAGAUGAUAGAGUGUCUUCCAAUGAGGACCUAGCAAGCGAGUUAAAGAUAAGAGAAAACAUUGUUUCAAUGAAGAAAAUCAUAGGAUACAAUACCACACCAAUCGGAACAUACAUAGAUGAAGUGAAUGCUCUCUACUCCCUUGUCGGAGUCGAGCCACCUACCCCCCUGAAAGAUUCUUCUGAUGAUGAUCUCAAUCUGCUUAGCCAGAGGUUACAAUUUCUCAUGUCUAUAGUAGGGGUCAAGUAGAUGCGUUAGAAGUUUGUAAUUCAAUAAAUUGCCAUUGUGCAUUUUUGUUUUCCAUUGUCAAUAUUUCCUUAUGCUCAUCCCCAGUUUGGUUUUGUAAGUUAAUGCACCAUGAAUACUGUAACCUUUUAGACUACAAGCUUGUUUGAUAACCAUUUUGGUUUCUUUCUUUGAA